Molecule: messenger RNA, 4493 nt
Organism: Anopheles funestus (African malaria mosquito)
Lineage: Eukaryota; Metazoa; Arthropoda; Insecta; Diptera; Culicidae
Product: probable protein phosphatase CG10417
Exons: 6
Coding region: 999-3359 (786 amino acids)
Biological process (GO): protein dephosphorylation
Molecular function (GO): cation binding; protein serine/threonine phosphatase activity
Source: RefSeq, a predicted model, not a curated record
CUCAUGAACUGUCAAAUGACACGGCAUGAGCUAACCCGCCCUGGUGUGUGCUGCAAACAAGAAAAAAUUAACAAUUUUCGCUUGCUCUGCUCAAUAAUUUAUCACUGCAAUUAAUUCAUAUUGCAACUAGUUUCACGCGUUCAGUUGGUUUGCCUUUUUCUGAAGCUCGCUAUGCACAAUCAGGCUAGCGUCAUCUAGAGCAAAGCCCGUCCUUCUUGCCCGAUGCGUCAAACUCGAUGUAUUUUUCCGAUGACAUGCGUCGGUGCGCGAGUGUGUGAAAAGCAAGCUGAAAAAAUUGCCGGGAAGUGUGGUCCGCGUUUUGGCUAAAGAAAGGAACGCGAAUGUUGUCGGGCACACCUUGUUGCAAAGCAAUUCGUCCUGCACAGGAAACAGCAUAACAGUGCAGCGUGUCGAAAACAUCCGGAGGAUUGGUAAAAACCGCGUCUAUUAGUGUUUAUUUUACCAUCGGAAAAGGUGCCGUACCAACGCCUAGACCGGGUGUGUGCGUGUAUGUUGUGUGGGAUUUUGUACAGUCGUGUACAGCCGCAAAACGAGCGAAAGAUAUUCGGGUGUUUAUAAAUCCGGAACGGCAUACACAUUCCGUACCGUAGGAAGUUCCGCCGUGUUGUAAAGUGUCGGCUUUCCGGCUAAAUUGAUCGACCGUGUGCUUAGCAUUUUGCAAACGACAGUACCCGCGUUUGUUGGUGGUGUGUGCGUGUGCAUCAGGCGGCAGAACGGGCACGGUAGCGGAACCUAUUUUCAAUGUGUUUGUCGUGCCUGUGUGACAGCAAUCUUUUAGUGGCGCGUGCUGGCGAAAAAUAACAAUCAAAACCGGCUUGUGGUUUUGGAAACGGCGAACCAACCGCUCGCUCAAGUGGUUUUGAUAAGUUUGCUGUAUACGCAUCGAAACACAUACAUACAUACAUACAUACAGAGACACACACGCAUACGUCGCGCUUUCUUUACGGUGGCAACCACAGUAGGCGGUAAGCAGCAACAUGGGCGCCUACCUUUCCGAACCACUGACGGUGAAGGAUUCGAGCGACGAGGCCAACGAAUCCUUGGCAUUCGGUUCCAGCUCCAUGCAGGGCUGGCGAAUCAGUCAGGAGGAUGCACACAACUGCAUACUGAAUUUCGAUGAGAAAAGCGCAUUCUUCGCGGUGUACGAUGGGCACGGUGGUGCCGAGGUGGCCCGAUACUGCAGCCUGCAUCUGCCCGCCUUUUUGAAAACAGUCGAAGCGUACGCACAGAACGACUUCGAGAAAGCGCUGAAGGAUGCGUUCCUCGGGCUGGAUGCGAUGCUGCUGAAGGAGAAGGUUAUCGAGGAGUUGAAGCUCCUGUCGAACAAAACGAACGACGAGGAAGAGGCGGACGAGGAAGAGGAAGAGGAGGAAGAUGACAAUGUGGAGGAUUUGUGCAAGGAAGCGGUAAUGCCUCUGAACGAGGUGCUACAAAAGUAUCGCAAAGACACGAAACCGGUCGACGGGGCGAAUCAGCGGGUGGUUGCACUCAAGGAGGGCAACUGCUCCAAACCGAUAUCGCCCUAUCUGAAGGGUAAACGGCGUGCUGGUUCAGCCGAUCCGGCAGCAGGAUCCAGCGAGAAACGGCCGCCCGUGCCGGUGGAAGCUGAUGCCGGUUCCGAUGCGGAAGCGGAUCCAGCCGGAGCAGCAGCAGUAGCGGAGGAGGAAGAAAGUAAGCCGGUCCUGCCGAAGGCAGAGAACACCGUUCCAGAUGCGGCUGAUUCGACUGUCAGUAGCUCGAGCAACAAAACGGUGGAACGUGUAAAAGAAACCACACCACAGCCGGAACCAUCUUCAUCGUCAUCGUCCACUGUGAAGGUUUCACCGGGUAAGGGUGAGACGGCGGAUGCUGCCGGUAGCAGUGCAACCAGAAAAGCGGAGCAAAGCAACGAAAUCAGCGAUACGGCUGGCAAUGUUGCGGUGAAGGUAAAAGCAACAGAUGAGAAGGUGGCACCGGUCCCAAGCGCAUCUGGCAAGGACAACUGUGCCCCGGACAGUUCAUCGUCGGAUGGGAGUAAGGAGCUGGGAAACAAACUGAACGGUGACGUUGGUAAGGUGGGCUCGUCCGGUGCCGUAUCCUCCUCAUCAUCAUCGUCGUCGUCCGGAUCGGCAGGUCAGGAGAACGGUGUUGCUGGAUCGGGUAGCUGUGACAGUGGUGGUAAUGUUGGUGGCUCGAACAGUGUAUCGCCAGCUGCCGCUAAGGUACACAGUAGUUCGGCUGCCGCAAAACCAUCACCGAAAAAUGGACCAUUGGCGGCCGAUGUUUCGAUGAGCAUGGAUGACACGGACGAUGAUGAUGACAGUGAUUCCGAUGAAGAGUUUCCCCAUGCUGGUGAACCGGCUGACGAUACUUCCACCACGGACGAAGGCGAAGAAGAUGCGUAUGGUGAGGAGGGUAGCGCCGAGGAAGAGGAGGAAGAACCGGAUGAGUACGCCGACUUGGGUGAUUACAUCAAUGAGGAGGACGCAGAGUUCAUGAAAGCCAUCACCGAUGAACCGGGAAAGGAUAGUGGAUGUACGGCGGUGGUGGCAUUGCUGCACGGAAAGGAACUUUACGUUGCCAAUGCUGGAGAUUCCCGGUGUGUCGUUUGCCGAAACGGGAAGGCACAGGAUAUGAGCUUCGAUCACAAGCCGGAAGAUAAGAUUGAGUUCGAGCGGAUAGAUAAGGCUGGCGGACGUGUAACGCUUGACGGUCGAGUCAAUGGAGGGUUGAAUCUUUCGCGAGCAAUCGGUGACCAUGGUUACAAAAUGAACAAAUCGCUCCCACCUGAAGAACAGAUGAUAUCGGCACUGCCGGACAUUGAAAAGAUCACCAUUGGUCCGGAAGAUGAUUUCAUGGUGCUGGCGUGUGAUGGCAUCUGGAACUUUUUAACUAGCGAACAGGUCGUACAGUUCGUACAGGAACGAAUCAACAAACCAGGCAUGAAGCUGUCAAAAAUUUGCGAAGAGCUUUUCGAUCAUUGCCUAGCACCACACACGCGAGGGGAUGGUACGGGUUGCGACAACAUGACAGCCAUAAUCGUUCAAUUUAAGCCGAACUUUACCGGUGGAGCAUCGCGGAAACGUACCGCAACGAGCGCAAUGGCCGGUUCCGUCGAUGAGAGCGAUGCGGACGCGGUUUCGUCCGCCACGAAAAAGGUAAAAACCGAUGCGACGAAUGCCGCGGGCGAUGAUGCUUCGUCGACGACGGAAACGACAGACGGCAGCAAUGGAGUGUCCGCCGGCAAGGAUGCAAACGCAACGGAAGAAACAGAAGCAGCCGCGGCUGUCGCUUCGAUCGCGGAUGACGUCAUGGCCGUAGAUGUGGCCACCUCGGAAGCUGCUUCAUCUUCGACGUGAACUCGUGUUUAGUGCGUGUGGUUCGAUGGUCGAUAGAAGUGGAAAAUAGUAUCCCCAUCGUCGUUGAUUUGGAGUGUCAGAAGGAGGGGGCGUCUGGCACUAGUUCAGUAAAUAGUAACUCGCAAUUCAUUUUUCAUACACCCAUCAACUCGCGUUUAAGAGACAGAAAAAGUUUCCCUGCACGUGAGAAGUUGCCCAAUGAUAAAUUAACGGCAUUGGCGCACAGCUAAGAAGAGAGAGAGAGAGGGGGGAAAUCCUCACGAAAGGUAUGAAUCGUAAGAAAAAAUCCCAGUAUAAAUUCGUUCGUCUUUCACGAACAUCACCACUGCACAUCCCACUUAAAAAGGGCAAGGGAUUAAGGGUUUUUACCUCACAAACGGGAUUACAAUCCGAUUUUUAAUUUUCCGAUCGGCUUUAUUUCAGUAUUCCCUUACAAAAAAAGAAGCAGAAUCGUAAAAUGGUCAACAAUCAGCUAAUGCUGAUCCACCGGGGUGGGGAGAAAAAGUAGCGGGGUGUGUUAGUUUGUAGUUUCUUCCAAUGUUCUUUUAAUUUAUCGAAAAAAAAAAACAUCUGUUACAUGGUAGAGCGAUAAGACAUGAAAGCAAAAACAGUAGACCGAUAGGUUUCGGUUUCGGAAUGAAUGUCGCCAUAAUCGGAAAAUCACACCAUACAAGGAUACAAUACAUCUUUACUUCAUGGCGAGCGUCUCGGCGAUGAUUGCGUUUCCAUUGCAGAGCACGCAAAAUUCCGUACGCACGAGAGUAAAUCCCGCCAAACGCGGGAUAUGUUUGCAAACUGUUUUCAUCGUCUAUAUAGUUGAGUGGUUGAGUGUAAAUGGAUGAAAGGAAACACUGUAGCCGUAAGCGUGACAGAACUAACAAAACAAAAAGGAAGAAACCCCAGCAAGAACAUAUAACUCCAUACAUUCGGGGAAGAAUUAAACAAAACUGUAACCUAGAGGAUGUGUUUUUAGCGAUCAAUCGAUGUGAAACGUGAACACUCACCGAGAGAGCCCACAUUUGGUUUAGAAUUAAUGGACGGCAGAUAAAUAUUCGGUGGGCACGUAACGAGCGAAAGGGAAUCACAGAAGUAAUACAACAUGCCGUUGUUGAAAUAAAUGAACCAUUAAAUGUA